Molecule: messenger RNA, 939 nt
Organism: Durio zibethinus
Lineage: Eukaryota; Viridiplantae; Streptophyta; Magnoliopsida; Malvales; Malvaceae
Product: small ribosomal subunit protein bS6c-like
Biological process (GO): translation
Cellular component (GO): ribosome
Molecular function (GO): small ribosomal subunit rRNA binding; structural constituent of ribosome
Source: RefSeq, a predicted model, not a curated record
GGACCAAGCCCAACCAAACAUAAAGGCGUAGAAGCCACCACCGCCUCCGGAUGCGCCUACCCUCCAUAUCCUUUUCGUUUUCCUGUUCUUCUUUAACUUAUCAAUAAGCCUCAGCUGAGCUCACAUCAGAAAAGAGCGAAAUGGCAUCUCUAACCAAAUCCCUGUUUUGCACCCACCAUCUCGCCCAAUUCCCACCUGUGCCUCUUCUCUCAUUCACUCAGAGCCUCAAACCAAUCCAGUUAAAGCCAAGGUCUCUGACUUCCCUUAAAAGAAACAACCACACAACCUUAGCGGUGAAAGCCCAGACCUUCGACUUCUCUGGUUCAUUCUUUGAGUCGGAUGAGUUUGGUUCGGACGAUGACCCUCCGUCCCAACCCGGGCCUGGCAUAACCGCCUUGGAAGAUAAAGAGGAACCCCAGUGCCCACCGGGACUCCGACAGUACGAGACAAUGGCAGUUUUAAGACCCGACAUGUCGGAAGACGACAGGCUCGCUCUUACCCAGAAGUACGAGGAGCUUCUUGUCGCUGGGGGUGGCAUGUAUAUUGAGGUAUUUAACAGAGGGGUCAUCCCACUGGCCUACAGCAUCAAGAAGAAAAAUAAAGAUGGGGAAACCAACACUUACUCGGAUGGCAUUUACCUCCUCUUUACCUACUUUACGAAACCGGAAUCAAUGGCAGCUCUUGAGGUGGCGCUGAAUACAGAUGAUGAUGUUAUUCGAUUCUCCAGCUUCAAGAUCAGGAAGAGGAAGUAUUAGUUUAGUAUGUAUGUUUUCUGUAUCUUUGAGAUGAAGAUGAUUAGGAAAGGAAGAGCCCCAUCAACUUUGUGAUUUAAUAUGGAUCUUUUUCGUUCCUUAAAUAUUGCAGUUUGCUUUCUUUUUGUAAAAUUUUAUGGAUCAAUGACAAUAGAAGGUACAUAUGCAAUUGCUGAACCAAGGAAAA